CGCCGUAUGUUGCCUGCUGUUGAACGCGCCGUAGUGCAUGCUAUCCAACGCGCCAUAGUGCAUGCUAUCCAACGCGCCGUUUGUUGUCUGCUGUCCAACGCGUCGUAUGUCGCCUGCUAUCCAACGCGCGGCAUGUCGCGUCGCCUCAUGCCUUCCCCUCUUGUCGUCGCCUCUUGCCGCCGUCCCCUCCGCCAUUCACCCAUCCCUAGCCGCCUGCGUAGCCCGGAAUCACGCGAGCGUCUCCUCAAAAAACGCCGCGUCGGAUCCGCUGGGCGCCGCCGCGCCCCAGGCUCGACACUCCUCUCCACCCGUGCAUCGCUCGCGCUCCUUCUUCGACGCUCCUCUCCACCCGUACAUCGCUCGCGUCACGACAUCGCCCGUGCCAACACGACUUCGCCCACGCGGCGACAUCGCCCGUGCCACCGACAAACUUGCGUGUAUCACCAACAAACUCGCGCACCCCCAACAGACUUGCAUCCCUCCAACAGACUUCGCCCGCGGCUCGUCAGCCGCGGUGUACCCAGCCUUGCGAGACGUACCCAGUUCCCGCCGUGCGAGACGUACCCAGUCCCAGCCGAGAAAGGCGUACCCACCCACAGCCUUGCGAGGCGUACCUAGCCCCCGCCGAGAGAGGCGUACCCAGCCCACGCCGUGCGAGACGAAGCCAGGUGCCCACCGCCCACCGCCUCUCGCUCCGGACGCCCCACUACCACUCUUCGGGCGCGUCGUGCGAGAAGCCUCAUCACCCUUCGUAGCGAGACGUCGCACUGCCGCUCUCCGAGUGCGUCGUGCGAGACGCCCCACUGCCGCUCGAGGCGAGACGUCGCUCAACGAGCUGUAACUCGCCGUCGCUAGCGAGGCGUAGUAUCCCGCCGAUGCUCGAUGAUGUGUAGUACCCCGCCGCUCGCUUCACGAGGUGCUCCGUCGCUCGUUGCACAAGCUGUCCCACCGCCCGUUGCAGAAACUAGUCCACCACCCGUUGCACAAACCGGCCCACCGCCCGCCGUACGAGCUCUCCUGCACCGCCGUACGAGUUCGAGAGAGAUUCGCCACCAAAUUCCGUAUCAAGAGCCGCCAUAUUCUGUAUUCAUGAACAUAGACCCGAGGGCAGGUAAGAG
Molecule: messenger RNA, 1118 nt
Organism: Schizophyllum commune H4-8
Lineage: Eukaryota; Fungi; Basidiomycota; Agaricomycetes; Agaricales; Schizophyllaceae
Exons: 1
Coding region: 107-841 (244 amino acids)
Source: RefSeq, a predicted model, not a curated record